CUUGGGAGCUCUCAAGGCAGCGGCGGGCCUCGCGUCCACCUCCAUCUGUCAUCGCCCAGCCGGACACCGGACCCCAGCAUUCUACGACCCAAGACUCCGAAUUGUAUCUCCCUGACCUUCUUCUUUCUCCUGUGAACUUCAGUCCAGUCACCUCUUCUUCAGAAUUCUCCUAAUCUCGCCUACUGCCCAUAAUGUCUGGAUAUGACCGAGCUCUUUCAGUCUUCAGCCCCGAUGGGCACGUCUUUCAGGUGGAAUACGCCAUGGAAGCCGUCAAGCGAGGAACCUGCGCCGUCGGAGUAAAAGGCAAGGACGUGGUCGUUCUCGGCUGCGAGAAGCGCUCCGCACUGAAGCUCCAAGAUACCCGCAUCACACCGUCCAAGAUCGCCAUGGUGGAUAACCACGCCGUCCUGGCUUUCGCCGGCCUGAACGCCGACGCCCGCAUCCUUAUCGACAAAGCCCGUCUAGAAGCUCAGUCCCACCGUCUGACCGUCGAAGACCCCGUCACUAUCGAAUACAUCACGAAGUACAUUGCCGGUGUGCAGCAGCGGUACACGCAGAGUGGUGGUGUUAGACCCUUCGGUAUCAGUACCCUGGUCGUGGGUUUCGACCCCAAUGAUAAGACGCCGAGGUUAUAUCAGACUGAGCCUUCGGGGAUUUAUUCCGCUUGGAAAGCAAAUGCCAUCGGACGCUCCAGCAAGACUGUGCGCGAGUUCCUCGAACGCAACCACCAGGAGGACAUGGAUCGCGAACAGACCAUUCAGCUCACCAUCAAGUCGCUGUUGGAGGUGGUGCAGACUGGUGCGAAGAACAUCGAGGUGGCUAUCAUGUCGCCCGGAAAGUCGAUCGAGAUGCUCCCGGAUGACCAGAUCGAGUCGUACGUUAAGAGCAUAGAGACGGAGAAGCAGGAGGAGGCGGCUAAGAAGAAGACGGGUCGCGGCGGCACCACGACGGCUGCUAUUCUAACACGGCCUGGUGGCGGCGAGGGCAGCGAGAGCCGGGAGUAGGGGGAUGAUCAUGCCGUUAAUGUAGAGGCUACGUCGAAUAAGCAACUAUGAGACUCUCGUGCGGUGUGUGCUUUCUAUCCGGUUAAUUGUCUAGGGAUCUUGCAGAAGCGUUACGUCCUUUUUCACGAAAAUAAACUCCGUUAUACUGUAAUGCAGAUGUGCUCCGGAUAUAUAUGAAGCUCUAGGUUCAAGGUGAUAUACAGAAUUAUUUAUGUAGAAAGUAAGUGUAUGCAUAAUUUCGUAAAUCUCGUUCAUCAACCCAUCGGUUUGUUUUGUUGUCUUGGUCUGGCGUCUAACCCAAACGAUCGGAAAUAUCCUUGAAGUUGAAGAUGGAGCGUUCCUGGUAUCCGCGAACACGGUCGUCUUUGAGCAUU
Messenger RNA from Aspergillus welwitschiae, 1378 nucleotides. RefSeq names its product proteasome core particle subunit alpha 4 (gene pre6). The record is from RefSeq and is a predicted model, not a curated record. Lineage: Eukaryota; Fungi; Ascomycota; Eurotiomycetes; Eurotiales; Aspergillaceae. Gene Ontology annotation, cellular component: nucleus; proteasome core complex, alpha-subunit complex; proteasome core complex. The transcript is spliced from 5 exons. Gene Ontology annotation, biological process: ubiquitin-dependent protein catabolic process. The coding region runs from base 192 to 1004 and encodes 270 amino acids.